This is a messenger RNA of Syzygium oleosum, 1611 nucleotides long. RefSeq names its product transcription factor NAI1-like. The coding region runs from base 120 to 1097 and encodes 325 amino acids. Lineage: Eukaryota; Viridiplantae; Streptophyta; Magnoliopsida; Myrtales; Myrtaceae. Gene Ontology annotation, molecular function: protein dimerization activity. The record is from RefSeq and is a predicted model, not a curated record. The transcript has 5 exons.
AAUGUUUGCAUUCUAUUAGGGUUCUAAAUCACACUUGUGAGGUUUCGUAUCAACCCAAAUCUAAAGAAAAAGAAGGGAAAAAACAUUCAUACUUCUUAAAAACCCCAGAGAGUGCUUCAAUGGAGAUCUUAUCACCCAGAUUGUUCCCUGAGAUAGUAACAGAAGAUCCACUUCAUCAUAUGUAUCACCAUCAUCAAAUGAUGAACUCCUUCGAUUGCCCUCUCGACGAUUUCGACUUCAACCUUUUCUCUUCAGAGAUGCACUCCCCUUGUGCACCGUUGGAUCCGGAAACGAUGCGAGCUCUCAUGGAUCCGCGGGUCCAAGCUGCUUCGACAAUCAUGGAGAGGCCAAUGAAGAAGCCAAAGACCGAGAUCUGGAGCAACACUUGCUCACCCGAAACAUACAAAGCCUCAAGAACAGUGACGACCUCGCCAUCAGGUAGUCCCCAGUUGAUAUCUUUUGGGAGCUUGGAUCUGUCCCCAACCGAAUCGCAACAGUUUUACGGUUCUUAUGAGAUCCAAGAUUGUCAAAAAGAGAUGAAGAGAGCUGGGGCAAUGAGUAGACCAACUUUACAUUCACAAGAACACGUGAUUGCAGAGAGGAAGCGGCGCCAGAAGCUUAGCCAGAGCUUCAUUGCUCUCUCUGCCAUCAUCCCUGGCCUUAAAAAGAUAGACAAAGCAUCGAUCCUUGGAGAUGCAAUCAAGUACAUGAAGCAGCUUCAAGAACGCAUCAAGAAACUUGAGGAAGAGGUGGCAGUCAGGAAUGAGGAAUCAGUUGUGAUUGUAAAGAAGUCUCAGGUCUCGGCAGACAAUAAUAUGUCGUUGGAUGACUUCAAGCAACAACUCCCGGAGAUCGAAGCGAGAGUAUCAGAUAAAUAUGUUCUUUUCCGAAUCCAUCAUGAGAAAAGGAAGGGAUAUAUGACAGAGAUACUCAGCGAAAUCGAGAAGAUGAAUCUAUCUGUUCUCAACAGUAGUGUAUUACCGUUUGGAAGUUCCAUGCUAGAUAUGACAAUCGUAGCUCAGAUGGACGUUGGAUUCUGUAUGAAAGCUGAGGAUCUCGUCAGGAAUCUACGCCAGUCUCUUCUCAAUAUUGAAUAAUCAACAUCAUCUUCGUUCUUUUGUUUUCAAAAGCCUCUUCUAAUUUUUCCUUUCGUCAUUCGGAAGUUAGCUACUCUUUUUUACCCCCAAAUAGAAUGAUUUCGGACCUUGUGAGGGACAACCUUUGAAUCUCUCUUGACCAGACCUCCAGCUUGCGGCACGAAAUGUCUUGUUUUGUCUAAGAGUUUCUUUUUUGCUAGUGGGUUUUUUCCUUCUGUUUUUUUCCAUGGUCGACAUGUUUGGCCAUGUUGAAAUCUUACCCACGAGCUGCGUAGGAAACUUUUAGUAUAUUUUUGUAAGCUUCUUUUUUUUAGAGGUUUGACUUUUCAACGAAGCCUCUUCCUUGCACUCUAAUUGCAAGUGGAAAGGGGUCUGGCUCAGAUAGACGAAUUGGAACUUUUCUCUCUCCCGGUUGGAUUAGAUGUUCAGUCUUUUUCAGUCUUGUUCAGAAACAUUCUGUAUUCAUCAGUUCAUAUUUGUUGUAAUUAAAGUAAAUCGAACGGUUGUGAGAUCA